AUGAUGACCGUCGAUAAGUCGAAACGGUCAAUCGCUAAUUCACCCAGUCCGUUUUGUGCCAAACGUGAAGUAUGUUGGGAGUAUUUUAACGUGACCAUCACCUUGCUCCUCUACUUGCGCAGUGCACACUACGUCGCUCAUGUGCGUGUCGUCAAGGUCUCGAUCUCUCCUGAAGCUAGCGCUUUAUACCAGGAUGUUCUCUAUGUAAACGUUGUUAUCCAUCAAGUUUCCAGAACCGUUAUCCUUCGACCGCCUGGAGCCAACUCGGCUGAGCACAAGGCAUCCAACUACAGCCUCUCCAAAUUUACUUCACCUUACUUCGUUAUGAGCGACGAGCACAAGGAUAUUUUACAGAAACACUUCCGAGGAACGUUAUUAGAACAACGACCGGAUGUCUUCCACAAAACCAUGUUAAUGUGCAUUCAAUCAAGUCCAAAGCUGAAUGAAAUUAUUGCUUGCCAGAUGUAUUGUUUCCGGGACUUGACCAAAUGGCCGAAACUCAAUAGACUCAGCCAAGCACAAUGCCAAUUCUUUGAGCGUUUAAUCCAUGAACAUCAUCUCGAUAGUUCGGCUGUAUCUGAAGCCGUAUACCAGCUUGGUAUCAUACAUUUCCGAUACGCUCAAUAUGGUCUCAAACCACAUUUUCUGGAUAUAUGGAGACAACACUUUGAGGAAUUGCUGGAGAAGCUCAAGUUUGAAAAUUCAGACGAGAAAUCAUUAUUCCUAGAAGCUUCCCGAGUUUUAACGAGAUUCUUAGCUGAAACUAUGAAUCUCGCAUACUCACGAUGUCAACAAGAAGCCGCUAUAAAAGCCAAGGAACAAACAAAUGACUCAUUGAUGGAAACGGCUCCUGUUAUUGAUAGCAAGGCCAUCAAAUCGCGUUUUCUUCGUCCAUCAGCAGAAAUGACGUCUAUUAGCAGUGUGGUCGAGUUUCUUUCAUCUGAAUUUUCAUGUAUAGAAGAUAUUACGGAUGAAUGGGUAUCGUCCAGCACCGAAGGCAAUUACAACGAUUUCUCUUCGAUAUCUGCGAUUUUCACUCCUUCGUUCUACGAAAAUGAUCGAGCAACGAUGCGACUGAGACAAUUGCUCACUAUCCUUGCGAAGUUCGAGGAAGAAAGUGAUGAUGCUGAAAUUUGGACCGAGAUGGCCAAGAUUAACAUUUCUGGGAAACAGCUUUCCGUGCUGCUAUGGUACUCGAUAGAAUGGGGGCUUGAGAAGAACAGCUCGUUCGAGCAGUUCGAGAGAGGUGCCUUAGCAGCUUGCGCUUACUUAAUUCUUGCCAGCAUCAAGGAUGCGAAAGCCUAUAACAUUUUCAAUCCCCACCUUUACCAGAAAUGUCUUGGUAUGUUCCGCUCUCUGUACCGUUGUCUCACAUAUGAUGCACGAGCUGCGGCUGCUAAGAGUAAAUCCAAAGGAAAAGGAAAGUCAAAGAAGAAACAACAGAAUGAAACCAGAACAGAAAUUACUGAGGAGGGAGAGGAGACAUUCAGCGCCGCGUCUUUUGACAAGGAAGAAGUGAGACGCUUGCUCGAAGAAUCUUGUGAGGCGAUGUUCUCACUACUGGACAAAGUGUCUCUUUCUGGUUACUCUGGAAUGUCUCAUGAAACGGCACUGUUAGUGCGCGACUUGGCUCGCAUCGACAUAUACGCUGAUGCAAAGGUUGACAUUGUGGAAAAUCCGGGACAAUUCAAAAAGCUUCGUAAAUUCUGUGACCGCUCAUUUGCUCUCAUGCAUCGACUCAUUGACGAGCGUCACAGUGCUGGUGGAUAUGCGGUAAUAUCUCGCAUAAUCUAUCCGAGAUUAGCAUUUUGGACCUUCGAGUGUGAUGUUAUUCCAUCAUCCACUACUAUUCCUGCUGUAUUCACCGUAUGGAGAGAUCUCAUGGUCAAGUUUAUCAAGAUUAGAGCUCAGAUUGGGAAAAUGGACGAACUGCUUGCUAUUUUCAAGGUGUUGGAAAACUUAUAUCAGCGCUGCACCGAUCGAUUGGACUACCGCACACGUCUAGCACAAUCCGUGAUUCUUGUAUUGCAAACCUUGCCACGUGUAUUCCACUUUGAGUUUGUACAACGGAUCGAUCGCUUCUCCAGAACUCAGAAGGUAGCAGUACGGAACUUCACGUGCGAGAUUGCACCACUAGUUCUCACAAAUUUCGAUUUGUCUGAUCCAGAUCCGGGCCUUUAUGAUGAAAUUGACAAUGUUAACAAAACAAUCGCUCAGGCUGGCGACGCCACCACAUCUACGGUUGUACUCGAACCGAAACAAGAGGAACUGCAAGGUUACAGCGACGAGGAAGAUGGAACUUCGGCCAUCAACUCAAGUAGUGAAAAUGAUGGCGACUCAGAUAAGGAGAAUAACCAGAAGAAGGAGAAAACUAAGAUACCUAAGAGGACUUUAGCACAGAAGGAAAAACCCGUUCGUGUACCGGUUUUGCCUGCACUCUACACUUGCAUAAUUCGUUGCUGCAUCGAUAAAGCAUCUACCGUUCGCAUCCGAGCCAUGUUUCAUUUGGCUUCGUUGCUCGGCAUUACCGAACACAGUGGCCAAUUGUUCUACCAUGCAACGAAAAUGUUCGAGGAGUCGCCAAGAAUUUUUGUGGGUGGAUUUAGUCAAAAUGAGGAAGGCACAGAAAACGAUGAUGAAGAGAUCAAUGAGGAAAUGUUCCUUGAUGAUUCAGAGAUUGUCAUUGAAAACGUUAUGCUGCAUAUUAUUCUCACAGGAGCUGUCGAUGAUACGGCUGGCGUACGUAAAAACUCUCUCAUGGCGUUGCAAGUCUUCUUUCCGGAUAUUGAAGAAUCGUCUCAAGUUGAAAAUGCUGUUAACUGCUUGAAGGAGCGUUGCUGUGAUAGUUCUUUGAUGGUUCGUAAACAGGCUGCAGAAGUGCUUGAUCACCUUUUCAGUACUUGCAUGCCACACAGAAAGCAGCUCCAGAAAGGAUGGUUAACUGCUGUUCUUCCAAUGAUCAACGAUCGGGAACAAAGUGUGCAACAGUUGGUUGCACAAGUUGUUGUGAAGACAAUUCUGAAUCCACUUUUUGGAGAAAUGGAAGAGAACUCUUGGAAACUCUUGCGUGCAAUUGAACUGGAAAAUAAUAACCGUCGGCUGUUGAUCCGUGCGCUCAUGCACGAAUAUCGGGAAGGGCGCGUGAAAUCCGUGAUAGUUGAUGCGCUGAACAAUAAACUCGACUCGUCUCCUGAGCAUAGCGAUGUUAUAUGGAUGCUUCUUGCUGACCUGAGUGUAAUAUUCAAAGUGAAGCCGCAGAAAGCUGUGCAUGCUUGGUAUGCACUUGAAGAUGGUGAUCCGAACAACAGGGUUCGUUAUGUGGCCAAGGUACUUACUAAAAACUCUGGUGAUCUCAAGUCUGACAUAAAGUCAGAUCUCGUUGCUGACCUCAAAUCCAAGAUCUCAAACUUUAGAAUCCAUGCGCCAAAUAUAUCGUCUGCUUACCUUUGUCUGGCAAAAUUGUUGGAUGCUAUUGGGGAAGAAGGCAAAGGGAAGAAGGAACUAGAAAAAUUUGGAAGAGGAAUUCUGAUGGAUUGUCGAGGUAGGAUCCGCGAAUCUCUUCAGAAAAUUGAGGAGGAAUAUGACGACGCUGAUAAAUUGCAUGCUCGUGAGACGUCAUUGAUACGUAUGAUUACAACCAUUGGUGAAAUAGUGCAGUUUUCAUCAGGGCUGAUGACAGCUGGAUUACGUCACUUUGAUGCCCUUAAGACUGUUCUUGCAUCAGACAUUUUUAACGAGGAGGACCUCCCUGUACUCAACUCUGCUAUGCCGUCAUUGAACCCCUCACCAACAAACUCGCGCGCCCCUUCACCCACUAAUUCUGUGACUAGCGACGGUGGCUCUUCACAACCAACUUCCACGUCCUCGCAAGGAACAUCGUCAUCUCACGGAGGCCCUGUGAUCCCGCAACAUAUUGUCAAGGCAGCAAUGACUAACCGCCGCGCUCUGUUAACUCCGCGAGUUCGAGCGCAUGCUGUUUUGACAAUCGGAAAGUUCUGUCUCAUGGACGAGAAAAUUGCAAAGGCAACAAUACCUGUCUUUGUGAAACAGUUGAAACUAAACUCCGAUCAUGUGAUUAGAAACAAUAUCGCGCUUGUCGUUUGUGAUCUGUGUAUCAGGUAUACUCUAAUGGUGGAUCGUUAUUCCCCUAUUGUAGCCGCUUGUCUUAAAGACAAAUCCACCCUGGUACGCCAGCAGACUCUUGAGUCGCUCACAUCAUUAAUUAAGGAACAGUUCAUUAGAUGGGAAGGACAGAUUAUGUAUCGUUUUGUUUCAACUAUCUUGGAUGAAAACAAAUUAAUCAGUGACUACACGAAAUUUUGCUUGCGCGACGUUUUGCUGCUGCAGUUCCCAGACUUGUUUGAAAGUCAUUUUCUUGAGUGUCUUAUGUAUUUCAAUAAUGUUCCAGUGAGUUGUGAACGAGAAAUAGUGCAAAAAGAGGUUGAUCAAUCUCAACAAGUUUGCCUUUAUGGCAACAAUAACAUGGAGAAUCGUCUGACUAUUUACAAGUUUAUGCUGAGUACAUUUGACGACCCAAAGAAAUUCGGUUUGAUGGCACAAAUUUGUACUCAGAUUCUCUGUCCGCUGAUGAACGGGAAAUUUAAGUAUGAAAAUUCGCACGUGCGUGCACUCGUAAAGGAUGCUCUGACGGUCAUGUCUCUAAAAGAAAUCAAACUAAACAUGGAUGUUGGUAAAGGACCAGACGAAGAAGAUGAGCCACCCGCUGCGGUUGUGGCUGUUGCAAAAGAGAUUGUCACUACUGCGUUUCGUAAGGCUAUGCUUGAGUACGUUAUGCCCACUUUACUAGAUCUACGUGUUUACCUUAAUGAACGACGAUCCGCACUGCGUAAGGAACUCUACGCUGUGUUCCGUGUUAUUUGUCGCGAACACAAAGAAAAAAUUGACGAAUUCUUGGAUGGUGACGAACAGCUGAAAGCUGAAGUUGAGUAUGAUAUUCGAAGAUACGAGUUGCGUGAAAAGGCUGAACGCGCUGCAGCAAAGAGACGUGCCGAGGAAGCUGCAGCGGGAAGACGUCUGUCGAGAAGGUCUUUGGCAAUAGUUAGACGAGACGAAAGGGAAGAUGAUAUGAAUUCGACGCAAUCAAAUUCUUCUCAGAAAGAUGAUAACGGCGUGUUGGAACAAGGGCCCUCUGCACAAGGGUUCGCGAUUCCAAACCCUCCUUCGAAACAAGUUGGACGUAAAUCUACUCAUAAGAGCAGCUUAGCAGGUCACACUAUUCCAGUCGACGAAAUGUCCAGUGAUAGGAUGAAUAAACUUGGCAAUGUCGGUGUACCAGAAGGAUGCAGUCAAGCCACCAAUCCCGCUUUGAAUUCGUCUACGUCGGGUCCUGAUACGAAUUCCAGUACGACUAUAUCGCCAAUGCCAAAGUCAUCCAUAACAACUAGUCCAAGGACAACCUUGUCGACAAGUCUUACUUCAUCUAUGGCAGACAGUGGUCCUGAGGAACGCCAAAAUGCUGUUUGUGCAAGUGACAGAACUGACGCAAGCGAUGGACAUUUGAGGAGAGUCGAUAGAACUGCUGACCCUGCUGUUCUCACUUGCGCUGGUCAACUCCUCAGUGAAUCGACUGAGAAGGCAGGAAGAUUUGAGAAUACCCUCAGGACUAGUGCGACCAGUUCAUCUGGAAGCCACGAGGUCGCUGGAAUCGAUGAUGGCAGCGAAUCUGCUAAUAAUAUCAAAGGAGACGCAAGCCAUAGUAAGAGCAAAACAAAACGUGGGAACAUCGUCAGCACAGAUGCUGCAAUAACUGGUAGUUGUGGUGACAGUAAUCCUGCACCCGGCAGUGUAGUAGAGUCAAGGAAUAUUGCUGAACCUAAGAGUUGUCCAAUGGACGUGGUGGAGUCAGACAAUCGAACUGAUACUAACAGUAUUCCAAUGGAAGUUGACACCACGAAUUCAAGCGGGGGUGAAAAAAUGCUAGGAAAGGAAAAUUUCCGUGAACCAGGUGAGCGGCCUAAACGUCGCACUGUUCGUCCUGCUUUCUCAUCCAAGUCGGAGACAUCCGUAGUUACCCAGAGUUCGAAAACCUCCUUAGCAUAUUCCUCAUCAAGCGAAGGUGCGGUAGGCGGUCGUGCUGCUUCAACUCCUAUUAAGGAAAUUGCUGAGCUUACAUUCGCUGAUCUCAAUUUGUCUGCUAUAUCUUCUGAAAAGUCGGGAGCGCUUUCGAGCAGAAGUCGUUUAGCUCGCCAUCUAACAUAUCGCUCUGAAGUGGACGACAUUGAAGAAGAACAGUAG
This is a messenger RNA of Necator americanus (New World hookworm), 6255 nucleotides long. RefSeq lists its product as uncharacterized. The transcript is spliced from 54 exons. Gene Ontology annotation, cellular component: condensin complex; condensed chromosome, centromeric region. The record is from RefSeq and is a predicted model, not a curated record. Gene Ontology annotation, molecular function: oxygen binding; heme binding; histone binding. Gene Ontology annotation, biological process: mitotic chromosome condensation; meiotic chromosome condensation. Lineage: Eukaryota; Metazoa; Nematoda; Chromadorea; Rhabditida; Ancylostomatidae. The coding region runs from base 1 to 6255 and encodes 2084 amino acids.